Effrenium voratum is the source of this 2060-nucleotide messenger RNA. NCBI's taxonomy places the organism in Eukaryota, Dinophyceae, Suessiales, Symbiodiniaceae. The record is from the annotation of a GenBank genome assembly.
AAGCGGCGUUUUGGCUGUAGCUUGGCAGUGUGCCGUUAGCAUGGUCAUGGCCCUUCGAAUUUGGUUCUGUGCAUGGCUUCCUGUGGCCCAGUCCUUCUACCUGCCUGGCCUCGCGCCCACGGAAUAUGAGGACCAAGACGCCGUGGAGCUGAAGGUGAAUAAGCUGACUUCGGCCAAAACCCAGCUCCCGUAUAGCUAUUAUACCCUGGCCUAUUGCACGCCUGGAGACGGUGUCAAGGCGACCACCGAGAACCUCGGGGAGCAGAUGAUGGGCGACGUCAUCGAGACGUCGCCGUUCAAGAUCAAGUUGAAGGAGUGGAAGACCUGCGAGAAGCUGUGCGACAAGCCGCUGAAGAAGGCGGAGAAGGAGAAGUUUCGCAACAUGAUCGCCGACGAAUAUUUGGUGAACUGGAUGGUGGACAACUUGCCGGCAGCCACCAGAUAUCGCCAGACAGGCUCAGACUUCCAGUACAUGAAUGGCUUCUUGGUGGGGUUGGCCCAAGGCGGCAAGUACUACCUGCACAACCACGUGUCUCUGGAGCUGCACUACCACUCCAACCCUGAGAAGUACCAGGGCUACCGCAUCGUUGGCUUCGAGGUUGAGCCGCGCUCCGCCACGCCGAAGAAUGGGGAGCCAGAUUGCUCGCCGCAGCCCGUGCCCUUUGACCUGGACAGCGCCGAAAAUGUCGUGUUCAGCUACUCAGUGGCUUGGAAGGAGAGCGACGUGCGUUGGGUGUUACGCUGGGACUCGUACCUGAAAACGCAGGGCCAAAGUCAGAUUCACUGGUUCGCCAUUCUCAACUCGCUGAUGAUCCUUCUCUUCCUGUCUGGCAUGGUUGCCAUGAUCCUCCUGCGCACGUUGCACAGAGACAUUGCGACCUACAACCAGGUUCCCACGGAGGAGGAAGCCAAGGAGGAGACAGGCUGGAAACUCGUGCACGGCGAUGUCUUCCGGAAGCCGAACUACUCCACUCUCCUGUCAGUGAUGGCAGGAUCUGGCACGCAGCUCCUGGGCAUGUCUGUGGUGACCCUGGUCUUCGCCCUCUUGGGCUUCCUGUCCCCCGCGCAGCGUGGCAGUCUGCUGCAGUCCAUGAUGCUGCUCUUUACGCUCAUGGGGGUGCUGGGGGGCUACACGGCAGCCCGUCUCUGCAAGGUCUUCGACGGCGACGAGGGCCGCUGGAAGGCCACCACCAUGCUGCAGGCCUUCCUCUUCCCAGGCAUCUUCUUCUCCAUCUUCUUCGUGCUGAACCUUUGCAUUUGGGGAGAGAAGUCCUCGGGGGCCGUGGCCUUCACCACGCUCUUCGCGAUCCUGGUGCUGUGGUUCGGAGUGUCCGUGCCGCUGGUCUUCUUCGGCGCGUAUACCGGAUUCAAGAGGGAGAGGAUGGAGAUGCCGGUGCGGACCAACCAGAUCCCGCGUGCGAUCCCGGACCAGCCGUGGUACAUGCAGCCACUCGCCACGUCGCUGGUUGGGGGCAUCCUGCCCUUUGGUGCGGUGUUCACCGAGCUCUUCUUCAUCAUGUCCUCCAUAUGGCUCCAUGAGUUCUAUUACCUCUUCGGGUUCCUGUCGCUGGUGCUGCUCAUCGUGCUGAUCACCUGCGCAGAGAUCUCCAUCGCGCUGACCUACUUCCAGCUCACCUCCGAGGACUACAGGUGGUGGUGGACGUCGUUCUGUGCGUCCGGGAGCUCUGGGCUCUAUGUCUUCCUGUAUUCCAUCAUGUACUUCAAUUCGAGGCUACAAAUUCGUCACUGGGUGUCUGUGCUGAUGUACUUCGGGUACAUGUUCAUUAUGUCCAGCAUAUUUGCGCUGAUUAGCGGCGCAGUUGGCUUUCUGAGCACCCUGACGUUCGUGCGGGGGAUCUACGGCUCCAUCAAGAUCGACUGAGGCAACGAGGCAACGAGGCAACGAGGCAACGAGGCAACGAGGCAACGAGGCAACUGGCAGCGGUCCGGGCGCGGAGUUGCGCGAGUCUUUUGACUCAACUCGACCGCCAGCUUGGCGUGUCACAUGGGUGCGAACGGGGGGUCUGGGCCCUUGCCCGAAGAAAAGUACGUCCAGGUUC